UGACUCGUGCCAGGGCUUCUCUUCUCUCGAAUGCGAUCGCUUUCUUGUCUACCACCACUACCCCCGAGCAACGCUUCGCCCAACAGCACAGCAAGUUGGGCCAAAUGGUAACGCCGCUUUCGGUGCAAGCAUUGAUCAAGAUGUGAACGCACCUGCCCCUCAUCGGUUGUUACUGCCGCGUUGAUCCCCUUGUUCGCCGUUUGACAUAAACACCGCCCUCUUCACCGACACAGCGAACACUACCUCUGCGAUCUGGCUACAAGUGCGAAUAGACACAAGAACCGCAAUAUUUUCAUUAUCCAUCUCGCAUCCACUGCGGGGUCUACUUCACCCAGACACCAGUCGACUAACGUGCGUGCUGCUCAGCAAGAACAAGAUGGCUCCCGACCUUAAUUUGUUUCCCGUGUCUCCACGCCCGACGCCUACAAGCGCUCCCUCGAACACGCAGCCUGCGUCUGGCUCUGCUUCUCGCCAGAGCUCUACGCCAGUCUCGCGUCGAGCGUCGCUGAUACACGCCAUGAGUCCUCCGCCGCUGCCUCUUGCUUCACCUGGAGGCACUCUUCCGCCUGUGCAGUCUGGGUCUCAGCAGUCACAUCCGUUCCCGCCCUUGAGCCCCAGCAUGAACGGAUAUGUAGACGCCGCGGGUGUGCCAAUGCGUCACCCACGUCCAAUGACACCAGCAGAGAUGUAUCACGAGUUAGAGAAGGAGCAAGAGGCAGUAGUCAACCGGCUGACGCGUGAACUCUCGGCCCUUCGCACGCAGACUGCCUCGGUUGCAUCGACAGUCUCCUCAACCGCAGAUGCUACAGAUCAAUCCACCGCCCACACUGGGCCUAUGACUGGCUCGACACACCCCACGUCCUCACGCCACCACCGCAGCUCCUCGAGCGUCUCACGCAGCGGCAUGCCACCUGGUGUCUAUCCGCACCGGUACUCCGUCUCCUCUCAAUCUACGACGGGUGACGCGACGCAUAGAGAUCCAGCCAGAAGCGCGAGCCACGUCACGACGCCACGCUAUGAGGAGGUCGCACAACACAGGGCUGACAUGGAGGAAGUCAAGAGGGAGAACGAGCUGCUGAAGCAGAAGAUCAUCGACUUGGAGCGCAUGAUCAAAGCAAAAGAGGCAGAGGACCAGCGGGGUAGGAGCGGCGCACGGCCAGCGCAGAACGAUGUCGUUGGCAACACUCCUCAAUGAGGCAGUGGUCAAGGCGGAAUUGGUGAAGCAUACCACUGCCGAGGCGCGGCAUAUCACAUGGGACCUACAGGGAACACACCAUGCAAGAUAGAGUCGCACAUGGAGUUGGGCAUCUCCACAUCGACGGUUCAGACAAUGGUUUCUCAACAAUAGACGAAUACAGCGAUGGCGUCACGGUACAGUCUCUCGAUAAGGUACGGGAUUAGGGCUUAGCGAAUGGAAGACAUAGGGCUUAGUCCU
This is a messenger RNA of Dothidotthia symphoricarpi CBS 119687, 1435 nucleotides long. RefSeq lists its product as uncharacterized. The record is from RefSeq and is a predicted model, not a curated record. The transcript has a single exon. Bases 377 to 1195 code for a protein of 272 amino acids. NCBI's taxonomy places the organism in Eukaryota, Fungi, Ascomycota, Dothideomycetes, Pleosporales, Dothidotthiaceae.